AUGUUUAAAAGUGUCAUUCCAAAUAUUACAAAGAGAUGUUUAUUCAACAACAACAACAAAAACAAAAACAACAUCGAUAUCAUUGAAAAAUGUAUAAAGUAUUAUUAUUGUACUUCUGCAUUCAAUACUACGACCAAUGCAAGAGACCUAUUUGAUAUAACUAGAAAACAAUUAAAACAAGCUAAAAAUCUAGAUGUGGCUUAUAGUAGUAUGUUGGAUUCUAGAAUAUUGUUUGAACAUGUUGUUGGACUAAAAGAAAAUGCUAGGAUUCCAAAGGAUUUACAAUUGACCCCUACUCAAAACAAAGAUCUUCAAGAGGUAAUAGAAAGAAGAUUAAAUAAUGAACCUAUAGCAUAUAUUGUUGGUCAUAAAUAUUUUUGGAAACAUAAAUUUAAAUGUAAUCAUUCUACUCUAAUACCAAGACCUGAUAGUGAGACUCUAAUUGAACAAAUAUUAGAAUUACAUAAUUAUGAAAAACAACUACCAUUAAAUAUUUUGGAUUUGGGAACUGGAACUGGAUGUUUACUACUAAGUCUAUUGGAAGAGUUUUCAAAUAGUAAAGGUGUUGGAAUAGAUCAAUCAUUGGAUGCAUUAAAAGUUGCAAAGGAGAAUUCAAUAUCUUUAAAAAUGGACAAUCGUUCUACUUUUAUACAAUCAAAUUGGGUAGAUUCAAUUGUAAAUCAACAACACAACAAUGUACCAUUAAAAUAUAACUUGAUUAUAUCAAAUCCACCAUAUAUAUCUGAAAAUGAAUACCAAACUUUAAAUCCAACUGUAAAACAAUGGGAACCUAUAACAGCAUUGGUUGCAAAUGACAAUGGAUUAAGAGAAUAUGAUAUUAUUUCAAAAUCGAUUAGAAAACAUAAUCUAUUGUCGCAAGAUAGUAAUACCUUGUCCAAUAUUCCAUCUUUUUUGGUAUUUGAAAUUGGACACACUCAAGAAGAGAGUGUCAAGAAAUUGGUAGUUGAUAAUGGAUUUGAAUUUAAUUACAAGAUCACUUGCAUUUAA
This is a messenger RNA of Cavenderia fasciculata, 1008 nucleotides long. RefSeq lists its product as uncharacterized. Lineage: Eukaryota; Evosea; Eumycetozoa; Acytosteliales; Cavenderiaceae. Gene Ontology annotation, cellular component: mitochondrion. Gene Ontology annotation, molecular function: protein methyltransferase activity; nucleic acid binding. Bases 1 to 1008 code for a protein of 335 amino acids. Gene Ontology annotation, biological process: protein methylation. The record is from RefSeq and is a predicted model, not a curated record. The transcript is spliced from 5 exons.